Molecule: messenger RNA, 1118 nt
Organism: Manduca sexta (tobacco hornworm)
Lineage: Eukaryota; Metazoa; Arthropoda; Insecta; Lepidoptera; Sphingidae
Product: spherulin-2A
Exons: 2
Coding region: 213-1106 (297 amino acids)
Source: RefSeq, a predicted model, not a curated record
UUUAACACGUGUAUUCAAUCUUCUUUUGGAUAAAAUUUAGCCCAGAUUACGCAUUGAUACAUUUUUUAAUAACAUAUGAAAGUUCUGUCAGAUUGGGUUCAAGUAUUUAGGAGAUUAGCACUAACGAAAAUAAAGAUAAAUUAACAUUUGGAAUUGUAUUGUGUCAUUAGCGAGAGAUUAUUACAAUCAACAAUAAAUAUACAUACGUGUAUAUGAAUAGGCUCACAAUGAAGGCUCUGCAGCUAUUCCUGCUUCUUCCAAUGGUUUGGGCAAAGAUAAAUGUAAACUUAACGGGCACGUUCGACGAAUAUAACCCCGAUUUGAAAAUAUAUGUCACGGGAGAAGAUAUAGCUCUCAUUUCGGAAGAAGAAAUAAAAUACUUUGGGUUAACUGAUGAUUGUUUGAAACUGGGUGUUAAAGAAUACUUUGGAAAAGAACCAAAUGAUGUUUAUCUUAAAAGUCCUACGCCGUGGGGAGAUUUGUAUGAAAGUCUUCAAUGGCAGCCAAUUUAUAGGAUUUUAUUUCCGAAGAAUGGCAAAAUAAUUAAUAUGGCUGUAAAAAAUGUAACAAUACAUCAGCAGACGAUCGAAAACCAUACCAAACAACCCUUUGUAUACAAUGUGGGUAUUAUGAAAACGGUUGAAAAUACCGUCAAAUCAACAUGGCAGAAUGACGGCUUAACUGUCAUCGAUGACGUUUCGUAUGACAUUGACAUUGACAGCGCGGGAACGACUUCGUUCGGAUACACGUCAAAAUGGGGACACGAUUCCGAACAAGGGCAGUUUAUAACAAUCGGAAAAUCUGAGUUAGAGAUUUCUUUAAAGCCUCAUCAAGAAAUUACUGCAAAACUGCAAGCUACCAAGGUUAUACUGACAUUUGAAGUGGAGUAUACCUCAUUUUUGUCAGGAUAUUUGGCUACAAUCUUUGCUGAUAGUCAUAAAGGGCAUAAAUUCUGGGGUUUGGAUAUAGGAGCUAUUAUGGAGAGAAGUAAUUUGAAGAAUGAACUGCAGUCGAAGGAGGAAGUGGAAUUUACGUUUUAUAUUAACUCUAUAAUUAUUGUUCAUGAUAAAGAAUAUGGUGUUAAACUUAUGGAUGUGUCUUGUUGAUUUCUAAUAAAG